Molecule: messenger RNA, 1164 nt
Organism: Heterobasidion irregulare TC 32-1
Lineage: Eukaryota; Fungi; Basidiomycota; Agaricomycetes; Russulales; Bondarzewiaceae
Exons: 7
Coding region: 1-1164 (387 amino acids)
Biological process (GO): ubiquitin-dependent protein catabolic process
Cellular component (GO): nucleus; cytosol; proteasome regulatory particle, lid subcomplex
Molecular function (GO): structural molecule activity
Source: RefSeq, a predicted model, not a curated record
AUGUCGGUCGACAGGCCGAAGCCGCCGAAGCUGAAUGUCGACGAGUACUUGACCACCGCGCUCGUGGCGACGCCUGCGGAGCUGCACCCGUUUUUUGAGUCGUUCCGGACCCUACACGAGCGCAAGCUCUGGCACCAGCUGACGCAGCAGCUGCUCGCGUUCUUCGACCACCCGCUCGCGCGCCCGUUCCGCGUGGACGUGUUCGACCGCUUCGUGCGCGACUUUGAGGAGCGCGUGAACGCGCUGCGCUUCGUCGAGAUGGGCGUCAAGGUCUCCAAGGACAUCGACAACCCCGCGCACCACAUCGCGUUCCUGACGGACCUCCUGACGCGCAUCAACAAGGAAGCCGCGCCCGACGCGCACGUGCUGCUGCUCGCGACGCUCGCGCACGCGAAGCUCCUCUUCGGCGACGUCGAGGGCACGCGCGGGGACAUCGACGCCGCGUGGGCGGUGCUCGACGAGCUGACGGGCGUCGAGAGCACGGUCAACGCGGCCUACUACGGCGUCGCGGCGGACUACUACAAGGCAAAAGCGGAAUACGCGCCGUACUACCGGAACUCGCUGCUCUUCCUCGCGUGCGUAGACACUGCGACGGACAUGUCCGCAGAGGAGCGGUUGCAGCGCGCGCACGACCUCGGCAUCGCGGCGUUUUUGGGAGACACGAUCUACAACUUUGGGGAGCUGCUGAUGCAUCCAAUCCUGGACGCGCUGGACGGCACGCCGCACGAGUGGAUCAAGAAGUUGCUGUUCACGUUCAACGAGGGUAAUAUCGGUAAAUUCGAGGCGCUGGCGCCGCUGUUCCCGAAAGAGCCGAUCCUGCAGGAGAACUACCCGUUCCUGCGGCAGAAGAUCUGCCUGAUGGCGCUGAUCGAGUCGGUGUUCAAGCGGAACGCGUACGACCGGACGAUGUCGUUCCAGACGAUUGCGGAGGAGACGCGGCUGCCGCUGGACGAGGUGGAGCACUUGGUGAUGAAGGCGCUGAGUUUGAAGCUGGUGCGGGGGUCAAUAGACCAGGUGGACGCAAAGGCGUCGAUCAGCUGGGUGCAGCCCCGGGUGCUGUCGCGCGGGCAGAUUGGGGAGCUGGCGGGGCGGCUGGAGGGGUGGAACGGAAAGCUGCACGGGGUGGAGACGCGGAUUGCGCCGGAGCUGCUGGUGACGUCUUGA